Messenger RNA from Trypanosoma cruzi, 3240 nucleotides. RefSeq lists its product as uncharacterized. The coding region runs from base 1 to 3240 and encodes 1079 amino acids. Gene Ontology annotation, molecular function: small GTPase binding; GTPase activator activity. Gene Ontology annotation, biological process: nucleocytoplasmic transport; activation of GTPase activity. Lineage: Eukaryota; Euglenozoa; Kinetoplastea; Trypanosomatida; Trypanosomatidae. The record is from RefSeq and is a predicted model, not a curated record. The transcript has a single exon. Gene Ontology annotation, cellular component: nucleus; perinuclear region of cytoplasm; cytosol.
AUGUCAUCCUUUGACGACCUCUUAAUCCUCGUUUCAAGAAAAGGCACGAAAAGUGUUCAAUGGUGCGGUGAGAAAAUGGGGGAUGCCCAGCUGGAAACCCUCAUUGCGGCAAUGGAGAUUUCGCCCAUUCCUAUUCAACACAUCGAUCUUUCCCGGAAUGAAAUCACUUCAAAAGGGGCCAUGUUGCUGGCUCGUUUUCUUCGAAUUACGCCCACUGUAGAGGAGGUGGAAAUUCGAGAAAAUAACAUUGACAACGCCGGUGCAGAGGCAUUUAUACAACUUUACUUUGACGUCCGGUAUCCAAAAUUAUUUGAUAUGGACGGGAAUCCGUGCUCAAAGGCGUAUGUACAUAAUUUGUCACUGUUGGCUCAGGGGAGUUCUUAUUCAAAUGAAGUUCGAAGAGGUUUACUUACGCGCGAAGCAGAUGAACUAAAUGUAUCUGGGAUAGACUACAACAAAUUGGACCCUCGUCUGGUGACUUUUUAUGUACAGAAUGUGGGUGGUUUGGAGAGACUGAUUCUUUCUGGGUGUUCACUGGGGGACGCUGGAGCUGGGGUGAUUGGGGCAUUGAUCAGUCAAAGCACUCUGACUCAUCUGGAUUUGAGCAACAACGGUAUAUCUGACGUUGGGCUUUCACAGUUUGUUGAAUACUCCAAUCUUCAGAAUCACCCAACAAUUUCUUCACUUUCUUUUGCUCAAAAUAUUCGCAUUGGUAAUUUUUCGGCACAAAAUCUCACGAAAACCCUUUUUGAAAAGAACGGUAAAAUUACCUUUUUUGAUCUGUCUGAAACAUCCGUGACGUCUAGAGUACGAUCUAUUAUUAAUCAUGAAUGUGAACUUAAUAAACAGCCACAUUCUUUGAAGGAAGCUGUGAUUGGAAUCCGGACCAAUGAUCCAUCAUGCACAUCAGUAAACCUUCAGUGGGAAGAUGAUAUGGAAAAGGCAGCAUUUUUUAUUUCUCCCAUAUUAAGGGACAAUACAAAUUUGCUGGAGUUGAAUUUGGGCAACUGCGGCUUUGGGGAUAAAGGUGUGGAGCUUUUAGCGGAAGCGCUGAGACUCAACAAUACCAUUCGGGUCAUUGCAUUUCCAAACAACAAUAUAACUUCUCGUGGAGCCAAAAAACUUUUUCAGUGUAUCAUACAGCACGUUUCAUUGGAGGAAAUCAAUUUGGCAGGAAAUCGAAUCAAUGAUGAGGCCGCUCUUUCACUGUUAAACACUAUUCGGUUGAAUGGUAAUUUAAAGAACAUCAAUAUUACCAACAAUUUUAUUGGCAUAGACUACAUAAAUGAAGUGGAAGGUUUGCUUCUUAUUAACCAAUCACCAAAAAUGAUUCGGAGACUUGUUGUUGAGAUUGAGGCAAAUGAGCCCAAUUUGGCAUCUUUAUCAUUGUCAGGAGGAACAGGCGAGGAAUAUUACAAUGAUGCUUCAGUGAGAUUGCUUUGCCAGGCACUGUUAUUGAACGCGACUGUAACUUCAUUGGAUUUGUCCAAGAAUAUUGUUGGCGAUAUUGGGGUGGCCUCUAUAGCCGAAAUGCUUAUGACCAACAAUGUUAUAACCCAUUUGAACCUUUCAGAUAAUUCUAUAUCCAAUCGUGGCCCUCAGCGUCUGUGUGUUGCUCUUCGUACGAAUACUUCGCUUCAGGAGUUGGACCUUUCAAACAAUGCGAUCUAUGAUGAAGGAGUUGAAGAUUUUCCCGAAAUGUUAAAGUAUAAUGAUCGUCUCAUCCGGAUUGUGUUGGAUAAAACGGGAGUUUCUAAGGAAAUGUACAGCAAGAUAAUUAAAGCGGCGGAUCUCAACAAAGAGCCAAAGAACAUUAAGGAUCUAGUGUACAGAUUACAAAGUGGAGAUGAUACAUUACGUAAGGUGGAUCUCAGAAGGGAGAAUUGCUCACGCCCACUUGAUGAUGAAUCGAUUGGAACACUUUGUGUUCAUUUAAAAGGCAAAUCAUUUGUGGAAGGCUUGCUUCUUCAAGGUAAUAUGAUUGGAACGAAAGGAUGCCAAGCUCUUGGUGAGCUUCUUGCAGAAGAAGGUUGCGGUAUUCUUUCAUUAAAUUUAUCAUCUAAUCCUGUGGAUGAUGAGGGUCUCCAAGAAUUAUCAAAGAGUUUCUUAUCUCCGCACAUAAAGUUGGAAACACUUGUUCUUUCUGAAACUGAAGUGACAUCAGCUGGCAUUAAUUCCUUGAUUGAAUUAUUGAAAAUCAACACUUCUCUUCAGCAGGUAUUUCCUCCAGAAAGAGUUUCAGCAGAUGUUUUCUGUGCAAUGAAUUAUGAGCUCAUGGUGAACGCUCAACCAAAGUUACUGAAACCUUUGUUGGCAAGGAUUGAUGCCAACGAGAAUAUUCCAGAGGUUGUACUUAAAGAUUCUCAAGUUCCUUUUACAGAUUCUGCUUGUCAACUUCUUUGUGCUUCGUUAGUGAAAAAUACUCACAUUGUUUCACUUGAUUUAUCGCAUAAUCGGUUGACUUGCGAGUGUGUGCCUUUUCUCGUAGAGGCUCUUUCUCGAUCUCCAGCAAUAAGAAACGUGGAUCUUUCAUACAACCAUAUUGGUGUUAAGGGGGGAAUGGAUCUUAUGCUCUUCUUACAAGAGAAUGACCAUGUCCUUUCUCUUGAUCUGAAGGGUAAUGAAAUAUCCUUUGCUACUGCAAAUGCAAUCACGGAGUUAUUGUCUUUAAAUGCAGGUUCAAUUAAAUUGAAAAGGAUACUUCUACGACACAGAUCAGGCAAUUUCUACGAUGAAAUGAUUAAUUUGAAUGGACAAGAUGAAACUUACAAGCUAAACGACAAUGACAUCCGUCUUUUGUGUGAUGUUAUGACAGAAUCAUCAACACUACGUGCCGUUGAUCUUGGUUUGAACUCUAUAACAGACCUUGGUUGUGAGAUGAUUGCAGAUGUACUUCGACAAAAUCAAAAAAUUGAGGCUUUAUACUUGGACUAUAAUCCUAUCGGGGAAGCUGGUGGUGAGGCUUUAUAUAAUGCCUUAAAAGUAAAUCAUCAACUUCAUACCCUUUUUCUGGAAGGGUCAAAUGUGCCUGAGGAGAUAUGGGAGGAAAUAUUGGGGCUUCUUCAUGUUAAUGAAACGCCAUUCAAGGAGAAAAUCAAUAUGCGUGCUGUUCGGUUAGACGAGGUUGAUGAUGAUACACAAUUUAAAAGCACGGAUUAUGCAAAUGCUCAAGAAGAAAAAGUGGGAAAAGAUGCUCUUUAUCUGUAUGAAGAUCCGAGUAAGCUCAUUCUUUUGAAAUAG